CCGCCAAAUCCUCGAAAACAUCUACGAAUCUUAGAGUUGCGCAACACAGUAUUCCUGUGCCUACCACAAUAAAUAUUCUCAAAAAGUAAGGCGCAUACAUUAAUGAUAAGGAAUUUCUGAGGUCAGCUUUUUGAGCCAAUUCGGAUACGAUACUGAAGUCAACAUUGGCUGAGAUCCUACACUUUCGAGCACUUUGGGAUAAGAAGUUUACGAGAUUUUUCACAGGCGCAAACGAACGACAAGACAUCACCAGUAAAUUAGAAGAUAGCGGCUGGCACUCAUAUUAUGGCGAAAUUAAACAAUACAAACCCUGCCUUCAAGGCCCCGGUUCGGAAAACGAAUGCCACAAACCAACAAAGCCCUGUUGAGCCAAGAAAGGGAAAUGGAAUGGGGAAGGAUGAAAUCGCAAAGAAGGGUGAGGAGGGUGGAACGUCGGCAAAAAUUUCUGCCCGAAAGACAUUUGGAACGGUUACUCAGUUCAACAAUUCGGAUAGUCCCAGGGCACCAGUCGCGCAGAUGAUUGCGGAUAUGGAAAAUGAGGAGGACCAAGAUGAUGACUCAGCGGACGAGAUAUUGGGCGGACGCAGGGCUGGCGUAGAGGAGGAAGAGGACGAAGACGAUGAAGCUGGAGUUCAAAACCAGUUCCAGCGAGAAGUGGCACUUCCGGAUUCAACAAAAUCUCCAAAAAAGCCAAAAUCGUCGAAAAAGCAACUUGCAAGGAAGACGGCAGCAAUACAAAACUCUGAGGCCCAUCAAGAGGAGACUGCGCAGCACGGUAAACCGCGAGAGGGGCAACAACCAACUCCGAUCAGCAAGGGACGAUUGGGAGAUGAUAUGUCAGCAGAGAAAGAGACUUCGCGCAGUAGAGGAAGACCGAAAAAGUCAGCCGGUUCGAUGGCAACACCUGGUAAAGAAACUGAAAUUAUAGUGUCGUCGAAGAAAUAUUCAAAAACUAGCGGCAGACCUAAAGCCUCCAAGAAAAUUAUUCCCGCAGUUGAACAAGCCGAAAACGAGGAUGAAGACGAGGGUCAAGAAGUUGGAGAAGACGAGAAUCAAGACGAGGAUGAAGAUAACGGAGACGGCGAUGAUUCCGAGGGCGAAAAUGCGACGGAAGGUCUCACCAAAGAAUCCUUUCAACCCCGUACAGUGCGAGCCUCGCGAAUAGACGGUGAGGGAAAUGAGCAACUGCUUAUUGAGUGGGCAGGAUACCCACUUCAGAAAGAUUGGACCUGGGAGUCAAUUGGAAGGUUGAGGGAGUCAUGCCCGGAUAAAGUUAAGGAAUGGGAGAAUGGCGUGCAGAAAGCAGCGGCUGAUAUCCAAGAGGUCGAAGAGAUUCUGGACAAGCGAACGUUCAGGGGUAAGCUUCAAUAUCGUGUGAAGUGGGACGGAUGGCAACAUAAACACAACACAUGGGAGCCGGCGGAAAUGUUAGAAUUCGAUGUCCCGUAUAUGGUAGAGGAUUUUGAGAAGGCGCUAAAGAAGAAAGCGGAAAAGAAAGGAAUAGCAAGAAAGCUAGGUGCGGACGCAGAGCUACCUGCAGCUAAGAGAAGGGGCCGACCCAGGAAGUAAGGAAGACUUGUGGUUUCAAGGUUGUGAGAAUAACAUUCGGGACUUUGGGGCGGGUUGAGUUGAUUAAUGGUUAAGACAUUUCGAGGUGGAGUUCACAGGAUGCACGAUACCCCAGUGAAAUUUUCAGGAUUGCAUUUGCUUUGCUUUGCUCAUGUUUGUUGUUAAGAUACUGAUACAACUAUGGAACAUUUUACUCUCGUUAAAUCAGGAAUGAAGAUCUUUCUCAUAUGCCAUUCUUUUCCUACAUAUUUUGAUUGCUACUAUAAUGGAUAGGAUUUGCUGUAGCUAUAGAUGGAUUUA
Sclerotinia trifoliorum is the source of this 1869-nucleotide messenger RNA. The record is from the annotation of a GenBank genome assembly. Lineage: Eukaryota; Fungi; Ascomycota; Leotiomycetes; Helotiales; Sclerotiniaceae.